GAACUUGAAGCGUUAAAAGAGGCCCUCGCGAGACCCUUCUUUUCAUUCUAUCAACCAACCGACAACCUACGAGGGCCUAUGUAGAGCUAGUCCCCUACAAGGUCUAGUCUCCAUAGUGUAGUGCCUCCGAUUGACAGCACUAUCGCCGGUGCCUAUCUUUGGAAACCGGCCAAUUGUUUUAUUUCUUUGUCUUGGCUUCCACCUAGGGUCGAAGUCUAUCUAUUGACGUUGUUUCUUUCGGCUUUUAUUUCCCCUCUUUCUGUCCUAUACUCUCUAGAUAUCCAUCCUCCUGUCGUCUUUUGUUGUAACGGAUUUCUUAUUGGGAACUAACCGAGAACUCGAAAUCCCAAGCCUAAGAAAGGGCGAAUAAUCCACCAAUCACGACACGAUUCCAACCGGAUCUCCGUGAUAGGCUCUACUCUAUCCGUGCAUUUUAGGGGUCCUCUGGCCCCCGAAGAUCGGGAUUGAACGCUUUUGGCCAUUGGUUGCGAUCUACGGCGUCACUGAUGUGACAUCGUCAUAAUGAAUGCUCAGAUAUCAUUUCUCGAUGGGACAUUUCGCCUAAUACACAUUCCCUUGCAAUUGUAUCCCAACUUUCUUCAACCUAUACUGCAAGUCCUUCUUCCUCAAGAUGAUGAUGAUUCUCUCAGUAAUAAGGCCGAAGGUCUCAGCAUCGACAAUAGGCACGGGUUCCUUAACAUAAGCGUUACGCCUGUUGAAUGUUCGGUGGUUUGUCAUAGUAGCUGGGCCAGCAACGUUUUUGAGCCGGUCAUUAAGCGUCUACCUUCAAGUCUCUCUAAGACGGUUACGAUCUCGAAGGAUACGUAUUUAAUUCUCUCGGUAAUUAGUGCCGGUAUGGAUGCAGGAAGUCGGGUGAUGGACCUGACCUCACCCCUCGCGCUGGCGGGUGUGCCUAUCUUUUUCAUCACCACGUACUAUUCGGACUUCAUAUUGGUUCCCAGCAAAGAUAGGCAGACGGUCGUGCAGGUGCUUCUAGCCCGGAAUUUCGAGUUCGAUCAGUACGAGUCCGCCUACGUAUCGCCCAGCGCGAUGUCUCACGUCCGCGGGAGAAGCCAAGGUAGCGAGCCGCCAUCGACGCCUCCGCCAUCCACCGUGGCAGAAUUACAAGUGCGCACGUUCGAACUACUUAAAAAGCGAAACGUCGUCCCGUACAUCAGUCCUUGCCUCAGCUUGGUGCAAUGCUCCGGGAGGGAUCUGUCUCGGUUAGUGGACUACAGCCGUCGCCCGUCCUUAAACAAGCACCAAAGUGGGAACGGGCACCGGCGGAGCUGGCUCGACAACGUCGAUACGAAACUAUAUACGAGUCUAAUAUCGGUCCUAGCUAAGCAACCCAGAUUCCUAUCAAUUACGUUGGCUCAAGAAGAUCCGCCGUCGCUACUGCUAGAUAGGGAGUAUCUAAGCGUCUUUGGAGAUUCUCUCGUCGGCGAUACCGAAGGCGACCUAGUGCCUAUCUUUCUCGACCUCGUGAACCUCCCGCUGGAGGCCACGGGGAUCGUUUCGGGGGUUGCCGGGAAGCUCAUCUCGGAGAUGGGGAAGGAAGAAACCGACAUCAGCGGCGAGCUCUCGUACCUCUCUACCGCGCAAGCCGGAGCUGUGAUCCUAUCGAGCAAACAAUCUAUGAGGGCCCUUGAGGUCUUGAAGCCUCUAUUAUCCAAGGAGUAGAGGAAGUAAUACUUGUGGGGAAAGGGGGAUAAAGAGCGCGGCGCUGUGUAGGAUAUUGGCGGGCAUUAAUAAGGC
Messenger RNA from Daldinia caldariorum, 1758 nucleotides. Its product is annotated as ACT domain-containing protein. NCBI's taxonomy places the organism in Eukaryota, Fungi, Ascomycota, Sordariomycetes, Xylariales, Hypoxylaceae. The coding region runs from base 523 to 1683 and encodes 386 amino acids. Gene Ontology annotation, cellular component: cytosol. The record is from RefSeq and is a predicted model, not a curated record. Gene Ontology annotation, biological process: regulation of intracellular signal transduction; cellular response to L-arginine. The transcript has 2 exons.